Lampris incognitus (smalleye Pacific opah) is the source of this 945-nucleotide messenger RNA. RefSeq names its product forkhead box protein B1-like. The record is from RefSeq and is a predicted model, not a curated record. Lineage: Eukaryota; Metazoa; Chordata; Actinopteri; Lampriformes; Lampridae. Gene Ontology annotation, molecular function: DNA-binding transcription factor activity, RNA polymerase II-specific; RNA polymerase II cis-regulatory region sequence-specific DNA binding. Gene Ontology annotation, biological process: anatomical structure morphogenesis; regulation of transcription by RNA polymerase II; cell differentiation. The transcript has a single exon. Bases 1 to 945 code for a protein of 314 amino acids.
AUGCCACGACCGGGACGAAACACAUACAGUGACCAGAAACCGCCGUACUCCUACAUCUCCCUCACCGCCAUGGCCAUCCAGAGCUGCCCGGAAAAGAUGCUCCCCCUCAGUGAGAUUUACAAGUUCAUCAUGGACCGGUUCCCCUACUACAGGGAGAACACGCAGCGCUGGCAGAACUCCUUGCGCCACAACCUGUCCUUCAACGACUGCUUCAUCAAAAUACCGCGGCGACCGGACCAGCCGGGGAAGGGCAGUUUCUGGGCCCUGCACCCCAACUGCGGCGACAUGUUCGAAAACGGGAGUUUCCUCCGGCGCCGCAAGCGCUUCAAAGUCAUGAUGGCCUCCGACCACUUGGCGCCCAGCAAGCCGUCGGACGCGGCGCACUAUCUGCAACAGCAGGCCAAGCUCCGCCUGAGCGCCCUGGCGGCCACGGGGACGCACCUCCCGCAGAUGUCCGGCUAUAACAUCGGCGUCUCCCAGCCGUCCACUUUCAAACACCCGUUUGCGAUCGAGAACAUCAUCGCCAGAGAGUACAAGAUGCCGGGGGGACUCGCCUUCUCCACCAUGCAGUCCAUGUCGGCGGGCUAUCCGCUCCACAACCAGCUGACCACUGCGUGGCCCCACAUGUACGGCACCAGCGUGAUGGACACGGCGGCUCCCAUUUCAAUGGCCGGUGAUUACUCGCCCUACGGAAUGCCCCUUAAGUCGAUUUGCCACGGUGGCCAGACGUUACCUGCCAUCCCCGUGCCAAUAAAGCCGACGCCGGCGUCCGUGCCAGGCCUCUCCGCGCUGCCAGCUCACAUCCCGGCUUUCUUAGCGAACUCGCCCCAGUCCCUGAGCCCGACCUCCCCCCAGACAGCUACCAGCCAAAGCAGCCCCGUCACGCCCGGCGAGGCGCUGACGAGCCCCCCCUCGGCGCUGCAGUCCGUGGUGGCGGUGCACUGA